Molecule: messenger RNA, 3628 nt
Organism: Hemibagrus wyckioides
Lineage: Eukaryota; Metazoa; Chordata; Actinopteri; Siluriformes; Bagridae
Gene: pard6a
Product: par-6 family cell polarity regulator alpha
Exons: 3
Coding region: 160-1302 (380 amino acids)
Biological process (GO): centrosome cycle; regulation of cellular localization; establishment or maintenance of cell polarity
Cellular component (GO): cell cortex; apical plasma membrane; nucleus
Molecular function (GO): protein kinase C binding
Source: RefSeq, a predicted model, not a curated record
UAACGCGCGAGCCCGUGUUUCUCAGGCAGUACUGCGGAGUGGCGGAUCUGCGUCGUGUUCAGGCUCCUGCGACCUAAUGCGCCUUACAGGCAGCUGAGUCAGUCAGUGGCGUGGGGACUGAAAAGCCGUGGACACUGAGGCUACUCGCGGGGAAUAAACAUGUCGAGGAAUCAGAGGACGCCGCAGAAAAACACAGACACUGUGGUCGAGGUGAAGAGCAAAUUUGAAGCAGAAUACCGGCGAUUUGCGCUGCAGAGGAAUGGCACCGUCAGCUUCCAGGAGUUUUACCGGCUGCUGCAGAAAGUGCACCACAUUCCAGGUGUUGAUGUGCUACUGGGCUACGCUGACGUCCACGGAGACCUGCUUCCCAUCAACAACGAUGACAACUUCCACAAAGCGCUGUCUUCCGCCAAUCCUCUGCUGAGGAUUAUCAUCCAGAGGAGAGAUGUGGACUUUGGACUUUGUGAGCCUGUGGUCUUUGGCACAAACUCUCUGCAGAGAAGAAAGAAAGGCCUAGCAGGUCUGCGUCCCGCCCAACAGAAGAACAAAUCGGGUCUGUUGAUCGGCUUCCCGCAGGACUUCCGCCAGAUCUCGUCCAUCAUCGAUGUGGACAUCCUGCCCGAGACACACCGCCGUGUACGCCUGCACAAGCAUGGCACCCACAAACCUCUGGGCUUCUACAUUCGUGAUGGUGUGAGUGUUCGUGUCACCUCACAGGGUGUCGAGAAAGUGCCUGGUGUCUUCAUCUCACGUCUGGUUAAGGGCGGCCUGGCCGAGAGCACAGGAUUGCUCGGGGUCAACGAUGAGAUUCUGGAAGUCAAUGGCAUUGACGUGGCCGGCAAGUCACUGGACCAGGUUACGGACAUGAUGGUGGCCAACAGUCACAACCUGAUUGUGACAGUCAAACCGGCCAAUCAGCGCAACAACGUGAUGCACAGAUCGAGCAAAACCUCAGCUGGCAACAACUCUGCCGGCUCAGGAGGAUCCGCGCUUUCCCAGGACUCUAUUCCCAGUCCUGCCUCGCAAACGGUUAGCCAGUACAGUAACAGCAACAGCGUACUGGAAGGGGACAGUGAUGAAGAUGAAUCCGACCUCAUUAUCGAGAGUGACAACCUGCUUGCCUACACGCCACAUCAUCUUACCAAUGGAAAUGGCAUCGUUUCUUCUUACGGGCAGAGGUCGCUCCCACAGAGCGUCUCCUUGCCUAGUACCAGCUCUAUGAGCUCGCACAACAGCAGCCCCAAUAAGACGAGCAGCAGCCAAGAAAGCAUGAGAGAGGAUGGCAACUUCAUCACAUUGUGAAACACCUCAUAAUAAUAUUUCUUAUCAUAUGGAACACUCUCAUACAAAGUUUUUAUGCACAACUAGUACAAAGUGAAGGCUACAUGUUUUAUGGUACUGUACCUACUGUCACAAAACAUCAAGAUGAUGUUGAUCUCCAUAAGAACUCGCCUCCCCAGUUGAAGGGGGGACGUGAGCAUAGUGGAGUUGGUGAGGGGCGCACAUGGCCUGGACCAUCUCCAGACUAAAUGUGUGCACAUCACCCCAUGGAAGUGCCUUAUGGACUUAUGGUCGCAUUUUUACUUAAUAAAUGAACUACAGAUCAUUCAUAUCAUACAGCGUAGAUACAUUGUGCCACAACUGAUGAAGGAGCAGCAACUAGCACACAAACACACACUCUCUUCACGGUGGUGUUGAUGCCUUGAUGCCUAAUCCGAUCUCCACCCGCACUAUAGUAUUGGUGGAGUCUGUGUUCUCCACCACAUGAACUCUACAGAAACACUGGAAUGUUUAUCUGAUGCUUCCUGCAUGUCAAAAUGGCAUAGUAGCAUUGGUAUGAUGAAGAAUGAUGAAGAAUUUAAUAAUGCACAUGUAGUAGUGCUGUCCUGAUCCAUGAUAUAUGUGUUAAGCAUCUCUGAUUUCUGUGAUUUGGGCUCCAGGAACUUCUGUUAGGACACACCAUGUCAUUUUUAUAGUAUCACUGACACGUAUAGAUUCAAGCUGUGGCUUUUCUAUUUGCUUUUCCUCUACAGUAACUAACAGUCUGCCUUUCAUCACACAACCUCUUCUUAAACAUGCCUUUCAUGGUGUAAUUUUGGUUGUAUUUUGCUGCUAGACGUUAUUCAGCCUUACAAAUCUGUCCUAAGUUAUAAAAUUCAUAGCAAAGUAGACACCAAAUGUUGCCUACCAUCUAGCAAACUGCAGCUAAAAAGGAAGAAGUACAAUACAGUAACCUACACCUUGCAUGAGGAAAUGGCGGAAAUCCAGUCCUAAUGACGUUUGAAAGAUAAGUUCCCUCUCUAUCAUCUCCUGCUAUCAGAUUCCAUUUAUUCACGCAGUCAGGUUUCACAUAGCUCUCACUGAACUGUGUUUAUAUUUAUCUGCACUGAAAUUCAGCAUCUGUCUCAUUUCAUUUCUCUCAAAAUGCACAGUGUUUCAGAAGGUUUCAGUCUCCCCAAGACCUGUCUCACCUCAAGCUGCUUAAAGAGUUCUGAACCCAGGGAUAGCUGCUUGACCCCAGACUCGGGUGGCCUCUCUGCUUUUGAAGCUGGCUGCCUAUAGUCGCCUGCCUGGGGUUGUUAUCCACUCUCCCUAGAAAUAUAUCAAUAAUAGAUGUUUUACUCACACUGAGAUGUGCCUCAGAGAGAGAGAGACAGGGCCUUGACCUCUUGUGGACCCAGCUGUCUGCGUGCUGUCUUAUGUGCUUUGUGUUUGUUUUUUGUUUUUUUGAAGGAAAUUCCUUUCAUGUUUAUAAAGGCUAAAAUUCAGCCUGACUGGGGAGCUGGUUUGUUCAGUCCUCUCCUGAUAUGUGUGUGUGUGUGUGUGUGAGAAAAACUAAAUUCCAAAUGACAAAUAAGAUACCGACAAUGGAGGAGAAUGAAGGAGGAACUCAAUUAAAUGGAGCUGGAUCAAAAAUGUUGACUUUUCACCAACGUUCCAUCUUUUUAAAAUCGUUUUCACCUAGACUAAAUGUGGCCAGCAAAAACACAUGUUAUGCCAAAGUGUUCAAAGCCCGUGGAUAGGUGUGUUCCUGGCAGGUGUAGUUUCAUCACUGGAGCCUUCUUUAUUUCCACCUCAUCAUAUUUAUUUCCACUCUCUCACAUUAUAGUUAUAUUUAAGCAGAUCUUCAAGCUGAGAAAGGCUGCAGAACCGGGCUUGUUUUGACAUACCCAGACACAAUGUCUGCAAACCUAACACCUCUGAUUCACUGGGACAGCUGGAGUGCACAUGAAAUAAAAGAUGGACACAAUCGUAGUGGAAGGGCAUUUAAAAGGGAUCGGACAGCUGGAGGGGUAUUUCUGGGAGCUGGAGAUUUGUUAUCCUAGUCUGAUUAGGUUAUUUAAGAGGAUUUAUUUUUAGGAGGAAUUGUUGCAAAUGCACUGGUUACUAUUUCUGAAGGGCAGUAUGAAAAGAUAUUCAGAUAUUUCUCUCUCUAUCUCUCUCUGUCUUGUUAAUCAGUACCUAAAGAUAUGAACGGCACACAAAUUGGAAUAACAGCCACCGUAAUAAAAAAACAAAAAGUACCAUAAACCUAAUUUUUUUAUGUAUGUAAAUGUAUAUGUAUAUAUACACAAUGAGAAAAUGGACAAUUUUGUAACCGGGAGCCCUUUUUAUGAAAAGAGCAGUA